AUGGCGACUCAUGGACACAUUGAGUUGUUUGAUGUCACUGGCGGAAACUGGUCGACGUACGAACUACGCUUGACGCAGUAUUUGGCAGCCAACGGCAUCAAUGAUAAUGACCUGAAGCGAGCAACGAUGCUCACGGUCAUCGGAGGUCCAGCAUUUGAACUGCUGCAAGAUUUGCUGGCCCCGGACGCCCCAACUGACAAGACGUUUGCGGAGCUCUGCGCGGCUCUAAAAGGACAUCUCGCACCGAAACCACUUGUCAUUGGAGAACGAUACCGAUUCUACCAGAGGGACCAACGUUCAGGAGAAUCGAUCGCCGCCUACGUGGCUGAACUUCGCCGUUUGGCAAGGACCUGCGAGUUCAAUGCCCAUCUUGCAGAAGCUCUGCGAGAUCGCUUCGUCUGCGGACUGAGGAGUGCAGGUACGCGGAGGAAACUCCUGGCCACGGACGCACUGACUUUCGACAACGCCGUCAAGGACGCGCUGGCUGAUGAGCUGGCCACCAGGGACGCUCUGGAAGUCUCCGCGACGGAUACGAAGAACGCUAGCGGUGGUGUCCACAAACUUCGCACCCCAUCGAGAAAGCCUGUGCCUGGUGCACGAUCUACGUGUUUUCGCUGUGGUGGCGUUGGACACAAGGCGCCUGACUGCCGCUACAAGGACGAAGUUUGCAAUGCGUGUGCAAAACUGGUGCUGCAAGCCUACAACGGUGAAUCGCUUCGAUCGCAAGGCGUGCUGCGCUUGCCUGUCACCAUCAACGGUCAGCAAGCGGAGGCUGAGCUGUACGUGGUCGACUGCGAGGGCCCAGCAUUGCUAGGACGCACAUGGCUCCAGCAAUUUCGCCUCAACUGGACAGAGUUGGCGGCUAUCAGGAAUGUGAAAUCCUCACUCCAGGAGUUACAACGUGACUUUGCAGCGGUAUUCAAUGAUGAACAAGGAUUGUUCAAGGGGGCGAAAGCCAAGCUCACGCUGAAGUCUGAUGCGACUCCAAAGUUUGUCAAGGCACGAUCGGUGCCAAUGGCGCUGAAACCCAAGGUUGAAGCAGAGAUACGUCGCAUGGAGGCUGCUGGCAUCCUCACUCCGGUGGAGUGGAGCGAAUGGGCAACACCUGUGGUACCUGUUCUGAAGCCAAACGGCCAGGUCAGGCUAUGUGGAGACUUCAAGGUGACGGUGAACCCCCAGCUCCGCAUCGACCAACACCCGUUGCCGCUCAUCGAGGAGAUCUUUGCCUCACUCUCCGGAGGGCAAGAGUUUACAAAACUCGAUCUGAAGGCAGCGUACACGCAGAUGGAGGUGGACGACGAGUCGAAGCCCCUGCUUACGCUCAACACCCAUCUGGGUCUGUUUCGACUCAACCGUCUCCCAUACGGGAUUGCGUCUGCUCCCGCGCUAUGGCAACGAGCCAUGGAUUCUCUGCUACGAGACCUGCCAGGCGUUAAGUGCAUGAUCGAUGACAUCAUCGUCACUGGCCGCACACCGGAGGAACACCUCAAAACGCUGAUGAAGGUGCUCCAACGUCUCGCUGAUGCGGGCCUCAAACUCAACCUGGCCAAAUGCCACUUCUUUCAGCCGAAAGUGGAAUAUUGCGGCCACGCCAUCAGCGCACAGGGCCUGCACACGAUGCCGAGCAAGGUUGAUGCAAUUUGUGAUGCUCCACCGCCGGAGAAUGUGCCGCAAGUACGCAGUUUUCUGGGGCUCAUCACCUACUAUCAACGCUUCAUUCCGAAGAUGUCAACUAUCCUGAGUCCACUAACAGCGCUGCUGCAAAAAGGAGCGGCGUUCGAAUGGACAGAUGAGUGCCGACAAGCCUUCCAAGAGGUCAAGCAGGUGCUGUCAUCCCAACAGGUGCUCACACACUAUGACCCGACACUGCCCGUUCGUCUCGCAAGUGAUGCGUCACCAUACGGGGUUGGAGCGGUCUUGUCGCACAUUCUGCCAUCUGGAGAAGAGCGACCGAUCGCAUAUGCCUCUCGAAAGCUCUCGAAAACGGAACAGGCAUACUCACAGAUCGACCGUGAAGCGCUCGCAAUAGUGUGGAGUGUGAAACGCUUCCACAACUACCUGUACGGCCGGCAUUUUGAGCUGCUCGCGGACCACCAGCCGCUGGUAUCAAUCUUCCACCCGAAGAAAGGCCUGCCUGCUAUGACCGUAGCACGUCUUCAACGCUAUGCGAUAUUCCUGGCCGGACAUGACUACACAAUCAUGUACCGCCAAACAGACAAGCAUUGCAACGCCGACGGAUUGUCACGCCUGCCAGUAGGAAAUCCUCCGGCACCAGAUACGGCAGAGGAAGCGGUCAACAUGUUCUACAUGGACCAAUGCGAACCACUCCCAGUAACAGCGGAGCAGAUCAAGGAGGCAACAGCCAGCGACCCGCUAUUGCGUGAGGUCCAUCACUAUGUGCAACAAGGUUGGCCGAAGUCGUGCCCAAGAGCAGAGCUACAGCAGUACUUCCAACGCCGCAACGAGCUCAGCGUUAGCAACGUGUGCUUGCUAUGGGGCAAUCGCGUCAUCAUUCCGCCGGACCACCAGAAAGCUGUCCUGACAGAGCUUCAUGAAGGCCAUCCAGGAAUGGUACGAAUGAAGGCAUUGGCGAGAAGCAUCCUCUGGCGGCCGGGCUUGGACGGCGACAUAGCAGACGCAGUCAAAGCAUGCCUCGGAUGCCAAAGUGUCCAGAGCGAACCUGCUGCAGCACCAGUGCACCGCUGGAGCAUGCCAGACCGCGCGUGGCAGCGCGUCCACGUAGAUUACCUUGGUCCAUUGUGGCAAACGAUGUGGCUCGUCAUUGUCGAUGCCUAUUCAAAAUGGCCCGAAGUCAUUCCGAUGCCUUCCACAACGUCUUUGGCUACCAUCGCGAGUCUCAGGACAGUAUUCGCCAGAUAUAGUUGCCCAGACCUUAUCGUCAGCGACAAUGGUCCACAAUUUGCAUCUGCAGAGUUUGCCGAGUUCCUCGCCUCGAACGGCAUCGCUCACAGACGCUCAGCGCCGUAUCAUCCAGCGACGAACGGCCAAGCUGAAAGGUUCGUCCAGACCUUUAAACGGGCAAUCAAGGCAGUACCGCAGUCAACGCCUGCACAGAUUGCUGCUGACCGGUUCUUGAUGAGCUACCGCCGAGGAGUCCAUCCGGCUACAAACGCAACGCCUGCGAAGCUGUUCCUAGGCCGUCCGCUACGAUCACGUCUGGAUUUGUUGGGACCGUCAACGGCACACCGGAACGCCAAGACGCCCACCGAAGAGCCUGCUGGCAAGGCACGAACCUUCGAGGUUGGAGGCGCCGUUCUAGCACGCGAUUACCGGAACGUCAACCAUCCCGGAUGGAUCCCAGCGACCAUACUCGAGAAGCUUGGGUCUCGUACGUACAUGAUUGUCACCAGCCAAGGCGCACAGUGGAAGCGACACCUGGAUCAGCUACGUGCGGGACACCCGUCCUUCCUAGUGGAUGAGCCGACACAAUCUGUGGCUGCACCAUGUCUCCCUCCAGUGCAGCACCCGACCGCAGCAGAAGCACCCGAGCCUGAGCCGGCUGCAGUGCCACAACAGCACGAGGCUGACGCUACCAACGACACAACUGACGCCUCACCGACUCCGACUCUACGCCGAUCGUUGCGGACACGCAAGCAAGUGUCUCGCUUGUGCCUGUAG
This is a messenger RNA of Sycon ciliatum, 3639 nucleotides long. RefSeq lists its product as uncharacterized. Gene Ontology annotation, biological process: DNA integration. The transcript is spliced from 2 exons. The record is from RefSeq and is a predicted model, not a curated record. Gene Ontology annotation, molecular function: zinc ion binding; nucleic acid binding. The coding region runs from base 1 to 3639 and encodes 1212 amino acids. NCBI's taxonomy places the organism in Eukaryota, Metazoa, Porifera, Calcarea, Leucosolenida, Sycettidae.